This is a messenger RNA of Drosophila grimshawi, 1198 nucleotides long. RefSeq names its product serine protease snake. The coding region runs from base 114 to 1091 and encodes 325 amino acids. Gene Ontology annotation, biological process: proteolysis. Lineage: Eukaryota; Metazoa; Arthropoda; Insecta; Diptera; Drosophilidae. The transcript has 3 exons. The record is from RefSeq and is a predicted model, not a curated record. Gene Ontology annotation, molecular function: serine-type endopeptidase activity.
AACAGACCGAAAACACACCUUGAACCUCUCCGAGCAGCAGUUGUAUUUUGGCAUAAUAUUGAGUCGGAUAUGAUUAGCAGCAGCGACUGGCGGCUGUCUUAUUAUUGAUUAAAAUGCAAAUAGUGAAUUAUUUGAAAAGCGAUUUUCAUUUAAAAUCGUUGUGGUUGCUGGCAAUUCUGACUAUUAACUUAGUUGAGCGACAUUUGACAUUUGCUCAAGAUUCAGAGAUCGUCAGUUCAUGUACUAGAUACGAAGAGAGCGUCUUUGAUCUACAGGAUGGAUACAGUUUCCUCUUGCGAAAUGAUCCGAUUACCAAAAAAUCGUUUGAUACUUGCCACCACUAUAUUGUUGGGGGUACGCUGGCCAAGCCGAAGGAGUUUGCACCCAUGGCACGGCUGGGUUAUCGUAAUGCUGACAAUGAAACCAAAUGGUUUUGUGGCGGCACAUUAAUCAGCAAUCGUCUGGUGCUAACUGCUGCCCAUUGUCUCUACUCGGAACUCGGUGCCGUUAAUGUGGUACGCUUGGGUGAGCUGGACUUUAAUAGCGACACGGAGGACGCACAGCCCGAGGACUUUGGUGUGCACAACUCGACCGAGCAUCCCGACUUUGAAUAUGGUCUGCUGUAUAAUGAUAUUGCUCUGCUGGAGCUGGAUCGCGGGGUGCGAUUCAGUGCCUAUAAGCAUCCAGCUUGUUUGCCCUUCAAUGAUGACAGCAAUUCUAUGGAGACCAUCAUUGCCAUUGGCUGGGGUCACACCACAACUGCGGGCAGUGACUCGAGCAAGCUGCUCAAGGUGAAACUAACUGGAGUUGGUGUGAAUUGCACUGCCAUCGCCAUUGAUAUUGACGAGCUGCCCAAUGGCUUUAAUGCAACCACACAGAUAUGCCUCGGAUCCAGCGAUAGCAAGGACACCUGCAACGGUGACUCCGGCGGUCCAACGCUCAUUUACCAUAAGGAGGAUCCGUGCAUGUAUCAUGUGAUGGGCAUCACCUCAGUGGGUAUUGGAUGUGGCACACCCAAUGUGCCUAGUAUCUAUACGCGGGUCCAUUUUUAUUUGGAUUGGAUCAAAAAGGAGAUGGCUAAAAUCAAUUAAAAUUACUAUUGACAAGAACAAAUUAGGAAAACCAUUUACUUCGUAGUUAUUCGCCUCGUUUGAAUAUUUCAAAAUGAAAUAAUAAUAAUUGUAAUCUCUAAAGUUCA